Umbelopsis ramanniana AG is the source of this 2422-nucleotide messenger RNA. RefSeq lists its product as uncharacterized. Gene Ontology annotation, cellular component: nuclear body. The record is from RefSeq and is a predicted model, not a curated record. Bases 58 to 2241 code for a protein of 727 amino acids. The transcript is spliced from 9 exons. NCBI's taxonomy places the organism in Eukaryota, Fungi, Mucoromycota, Umbelopsidomycetes, Umbelopsidales, Umbelopsidaceae. Gene Ontology annotation, biological process: mRNA processing; primary miRNA processing.
GUGUACCUGUCUAUUAAACUUGCUAUAACAACUGCCCCUCGGUGCACUGAAUACUACAUGUCAGAUCGUCGAGAAUACUCACCUCCACGUGGAGGACAACGCUACUCAGAAUGGUCUGAUGAAGAAUACCCACAAAGUCGUGGCCGCGAGAAAUUCAGGUCAGAACGGGGUGCGGACAAAGACAGAAGCUAUUUAGAAGAUUACGAAAGAAGAAAGAGAUCAAGGCAUAGCCCAUCGCCUCCAGAAGAUCGUCGAUACGGCAGAAGACGACUAUCUUCAUUCUCACCAGAAUAUCGCGGCCCUUCACGUUCGCGCUCAGAUCGCCAUAGCCGUGGUCGUGAACGUGAGAGAGAUCAAGAUGGAGAUCAUUACAUUCCAAAUUAUGACCGUGAUGGCUAUGCCCCAGCACCGAAGUAUAGUCAGUUGCCAGAAAAUACUAUGCAGUAUGGUUAUCCAGAUAUGCAAAUGCUCGGAUGGCAAGGACCUGGUGCUAACAGCCCUACCGUAGACCCAAGUCAGUUGGACUAUUUAAUAACUUUCAAGCAAUACUGCGACUAUAUUCGAAGCACAAACCCUCGCACUCACUUUGACGAUGACGAAUAUACAAAAAAAUAUACUGUAUAUAAGGAGAAGUUUAACGCUAAGCAGCUUGCCACCUUUUUCGAACAACAAAAGGAUAAAGAAUGGUUUCAAGAGAAAUACCACCCAUCACUGUCGAAAAAGAGAAAAGAAGAACUGAAGCAUUUGAAGCAGCGAUACUACAAUCAAUAUCUGAUCGACCUUGAGAAUGGCAAAUAUGAUGAUGUACGAUUCGAUGAGCCAGAAGGUGGUUUUAAGCAACAGGAUACUCAAAUGUCAGGCACUGCUGAGGGAGAGGCAAGCGAAGAAUGGGAACCAAGAUUGAUCAUCAAAACUGUUCCUCCCACAAUCCCUCGAAAUAAAAUUGUUGAAAUGUGUGAACAAGUCGAAGGAUUUGAUUAUCUUGCCUUGUCCGAACCCACACCAGCCAAGAAGUUUCACCGGCUUGGUUGGAUCAACUUUAAGGAAGGCACUGAUAUCAAAGCUGCGUUUGAUAAACUCGAUAAUCAAAAGAUUGAUGAUUUUACAUUCCACUUAGCUAUGAACAAGAUUCAGUCCUCUCAGAAUCGCGUCCCAAGACAUGCGCCAGAAAUUUCAAAUACCACCGAGAGGAUCAAACUGGACUUGGAACGGGCGAAGCAAGUAGCAAAAAACUUGGAAUCGGAAUUGGGAGACAAUGUAAAUGGCCUGGAAUUGGUUGAAGUCAGAGCAAAGCGUUUGUUAGAACAGCAUGACGAACGGUUGCAAAAUGGCGAAAAUGAAGAGGAUCCCGAAGGUUCAAGCAGUGAAGAGAAAGAGGAAAGAUGGAGAAUUAAGCGACAAUUGGAUAUCAUUCUGACAUAUCUCAGAAAUGCCUUCAUGUUUUGCUACUAUUGUGGACUAGAAUGCGAAUCUUUUGACGAGCUAGGAAAAAAAUGUGUGGAACCACACUAUCGAAAAUCUGCACUACUAUCAGGGGAAGGAAGUGGUGACCCCAAAGAUGCCAAGAGGGUCGCAAGGUGGGCAGAGAACCUUGAUCAGAAGAUUGAUUUGAAGAUCAACACCCCCGAUGACCGUACGCUGGAAAAGAUGGGCGGCAAGGUGCUCCAAAAGGAACUCGAUGCAUUUGUUGAGCAAAAUGUGUUGAAGGAACACGAUGCCAAAUUCAAGUGUAAAGUCAAAGAUUGUAAAAAGGCUUUCAAAGGAUAUGGAUAUGUUGAAAAGCAUAUCAACAUGAAGCAUCCAGAAGAGGUUGAAGCUAUCAAAGCUGAAGUGGAGUUUUUCAAUAAUUAUGUGCUGGAUCCGAACCACUUGCUUCCAACAUCUGGUCAGCAAGGCUUACCAUCCGGCAAUGUUGCCGGACUACCUCUCAACACAUCAUCUGCCCCACCGUUUAUGAUGGGAGUAGGUAAUGGUAUGCGAAUGGGAGGAGGGUUUACACCCGUGCAAGCGGCGGUAAUGGGAACGCCCUGGAAUCAGAUACCAAGAAUUGGAUUCAAUGAACAAAAUUCAUGGUCUGUUAUGCAGCGAAGAGGCUCACGGAAUAGCGCUUCAGAUAUGCACGGCCCUGGUGGCGUGCCAAGCGGCGCAAGUCUUGAUAUGCCGAAAGAUCCACGCCAAGUGACCUCUUACGUAGAUCUUGAUGCUCCUGCUGAAGGUGACUCAGAAAUGUCUUUUCUCUAGAUAGUAAACCUCUGUCGGAAAAAAAGAUCGCUUGACAUAGUAAAUACUAUCAGUAAUAUGUAAAUGCAAUUGCAAAUUGAAGAAACAAUGGCACUGUAGUCAUAAAGUCAAUGUUGCCCUUCAUUCCCCUUUUUAUGACUAUCCUCAUCGGCAAAAUAUAGAAACCUUGACCAGCUCAUUC